UUUAGCCGUUGGUUUAUUCUAGUAGGACGCAACAAAAUCAUAGUCACCGGACAAGAAAUAAUUCCACGGAAAUGAACUAAAAACCAAGCUCAUCGAUUUCUAUCGCACUGAAUGAGAUCCCCUUAAACCUUAUUAGCUUCAAAUUCCGACAUUUCACGGCGACAACAUGGCAACACCAUUUAUAGCUGGGCUUGCAGUAGCUGCUGCUGCUCUUGCCGGUAGAUAUGGGAUCCAGGCUUGGCAAGCAUUUAAGGCACGCCCGCCAACAGCUAAAAUGCGCAGAUUCUAUGACGGUGGUUUCCAACCGACAAUGACAAAAAGGGAAGCAGCUCUUAUUCUUGGUGUUAGAGAGAAUGCACCAGCAGACAAGGUCAAGGAAGCACAUAGAAAGGUAAUGGUUGCAAACCAUCCUGAUGCAGGUGGUAGCCAUUAUCUUGCUUCUAAAAUUAAUGAAGCUAAAGAUGUGAUGCUUGGUAAAACAAAGGGUAGCGGAUCUGCGUUCUAAGAUAUUGGAAAUUUCUUUGAUUUUGCAUUUUCUCACAAGUGAAUAUUUUCAUUUCAUUCCAUAAUAUUUUAACUUACAAAAGAGUCUCAUGAACUGUUGUGCCUUUUGUUAAGUUCAUGAAUUAGUCCUAGCACUGCUUCUUGUCAUUCUGUUGCUCUUUUACUGUUUUACUAAAGAUUAAACCUUCUUCCCAAGUUGAGAAAUUAAUGUUUCAUGCUCGAUACCAUAAUUUGAGGGAAAAUAAGUCAAUUCAUAAAUUCAGGUUGAAUGCU
Quercus robur (English oak) is the source of this 777-nucleotide messenger RNA. RefSeq names its product mitochondrial import inner membrane translocase subunit TIM14-1. NCBI's taxonomy places the organism in Eukaryota, Viridiplantae, Streptophyta, Magnoliopsida, Fagales, Fagaceae. Gene Ontology annotation, molecular function: ATPase activator activity. Gene Ontology annotation, cellular component: PAM complex, Tim23 associated import motor. Gene Ontology annotation, biological process: protein import into mitochondrial matrix. The transcript is spliced from 3 exons. Bases 167 to 505 code for a protein of 112 amino acids. The record is from RefSeq and is a predicted model, not a curated record.